Cornus florida is the source of this 1392-nucleotide messenger RNA. RefSeq names its product UPF0481 protein At3g47200-like. Lineage: Eukaryota; Viridiplantae; Streptophyta; Magnoliopsida; Cornales; Cornaceae. The record is from RefSeq and is a predicted model, not a curated record. The coding region runs from base 1 to 1392 and encodes 463 amino acids. The transcript has a single exon.
AUGGCGAACCAAGAAAGUCACGAUGCCUCGCCCGAAGAUGAGCUUCUGUCUCCUCUCUUGAAAUCCCUAGAGACAAAAAUGGAGCGCAACGAAAAAAACAAUACUGAGGCAAUGAAUGAUCCCCAUCUUUCCGGUCCAAGGAUGCCCAUCAUGUACAGGGUCCCGGAUGUCCUUCGCGAGCAGAACGCAAGCAAGUACAGCCCUACCGCCAUGUCCAUUGGCCCUCUUCACCGGCGGACACCACGCCUUGAAGCAAUGGAGUCCGUCAAGCUGAGCUACAUGCGUCGCCUACUAGACCGGACUCAGACAUUUGAGGAAACAAAGAGAGCUUGUGUGGCCGCUAUGUUGAAGAAGGAACAACUUGUAAGGACUUGUUAUGCCGAACUCAAACUUGAUGCAGUUGCAGCUAAAGAUGAUGCGAGUCUUGCAGAAGUGAUGCUUAUUGAUGGCUGCUUCAUAAUCGAACUGCUUUACCGGAAUUUCCAGAAGGAUUAUGACCCCAUUUUGUGGAACCCUUUCAAGUACUACGCGGUCCAACAUGACUUGCUAUUGCUCGAGAAUCAGAUUCCUUUCUUCGUUCUUCAAGAAUUGUUCAACCUGACUGUGCUGGAAAAGGUCCAGAACGAAAGAAACAACCAAGAGUACUCCCUUACUCUAUGGGUACUUUCAUUCUUCGGAGAUAUGAUGGGGCUCGAAAAUGGUGGUGUCGAAAAAAUGAGAAACAUAAGUCCGUAUCACAUGCUCCAUCUCUUCCACAUUUACUAUCUGCGGCCUUGUGAUGAUGAUUCUUCAUCCAAUUUCACAUACGAAGAGCAACCCGGGUUCAAAUACUCGGCCACAGAACUUCACUUGGCGGGAGUCAAAUUAAAGGCGGGUAAGAAAAGAAACCUAUUCGACAUAAAGUUCAAUACUCCCUUUAGUUGUAGUAGCUGCUGGUUUUGUUUCAGAAAAGGCCACUUGGAAAUUCCGCCUUUCUCCAUCUACGAAUCCACGGAGCCAUUCUUGAGAAACCUCAUUGCUUUCGAGCAAUGUUGCCCCUGGAUCGAGAGCUACUUCACAUCACAUGCUUUUCUCAUGGAUGUCCUCAUCGACACCCCAGACGAUGUUAAAUUGUUCGAGGAAGCAGGAAUCAUAUGCAACUACUUAGGUUCGAGCGAAGCAGUGUCCCAACUCUUCAAUGGCAUUUGCAAGAAUGCUGUUCCGCGCCAUUUCCUCUACGCUACGCUUUACAAGGAGGCGAUGGGGUUCUGCAAGCCUUGGCGAGUUUCUGCCGGGAAGCUUAAACAUGAUUAUUUCGGUAAUCCAUGGUCGGGUAUAUCAGUAAUUGCCGCCAUUGUCCUUUUUGCGCUCGCCUUUUUGCAAACCUUCUACGCCAUGAUUUCUUAUUAUUGA